CGAAGAGCGACGCGACGGAAUUUCAACGAAGCAAACAACCCACCGAGCACCCCUCCUUCACGACCACUUUCCACCCCCUAUUCCGCUCUACACAUACAUCUUGCUCACGACGUCAACGAAUCUUUGAUAGAAAAGUGCGGACAGGGGGAAGUGGAGGGCUCCCGAUCAGGUAAAUUGGGAGGAUCGGUACACUCAGCAUUUUUCUUCUCGCCUGGACCGGGCACGUACAACGAACGACACCUGGCACGAUCUUUAUGACUGAAUGAAAGGGGGUGGGGACUCGAUGAUUCGGCUACGAAAUUGCGACCCUGCACACCGCUCGAGUCGAUAUUUGGAUACGGAAUACUGGUUUGGGAUUGAGAGCCUUGAGGAAGGGGUGUAGCCUGGCCUGGGGAUAACUGCUGGUGGGCAGCGUGAAUCACAUACACGCAAAGAUGGCACCGGCAGGUGGAGGGAACAUCAAGGUGGUGGUGCGAGUGCGGCCUUUCAAUGGCAGAGAACUUGACCGCGGAGCAAAAUGUAUCGUGCAGAUGAAAGAUGCGCAGACGAUCUUGGUCCCGCCUCCAGAAGCAGAAGAGCGCAUGCGCUCCGGGAAAGGCGGCGCCAAAGAUGUAGGACAGAAGGUCUUCGCGUUCGACAAAUCGUACUGGUCGUUCGACCGUUCCGACCCUCAUUAUGCGGGGCAAGACAACCUUCACCAUGACCUGGGAAAGCCUUUGCUCGAUAAUGCAUUCCAGGGGUACAAUAACUGUAUUUUUGCGUACGGGCAAACGGGGUCCGGAAAAUCGUACUCGAUGAUGGGGUAUGGAUCCGAAGCGGGUGUCAUCCCUAAGAUUUGCCAGGAUAUGUUCGAAAGGAUUACGGCGCUGCAGGAGGAUAAGCAUUUGCGGUGUACGGUCGAAGUCUCGUAUCUGGAAAUUUACAACGAGCGAGUUAGGGAUCUGCUGAAUCCGAGCACGAAAGGGAAUCUCAAAGUGCGCGAACAUCCUUCGACAGGGCCGUAUGUCGAGGAUCUGGCCAAAUUGGUGGUGAGCAGCUUCAAUGAGAUUGAGCACCUGAUGGAUGAGGGGAAUAAGGCCAGGACGGUGGCGGCCACGAAUAUGAAUGAGACGAGUUCGAGGAGUCAUGCGGUGUUUACUCUUACCCUUACCCAGAAAAGACAUGAUGUCGAAACCAACAUGGCGAUGGAGAAGGUGGCCAAGAUUUCACUUGUGGAUCUUGCGGGCUCGGAAAGAGCGACGAGCACGGGUGCCACUGGGGCCAGGUUGAAGGAAGGCGCGGAGAUUAAUCGCUCGCUGUCGACGCUGGGGAGAGUCAUUGCUGCGUUGGCGGAUCUGUCGGAUGGGAAGAAGAAGAAGACUGGGAAAGGGGCAGGUCAGGUGCCGUAUCGAGACAGUGUGUUGACUUGGCUGCUGAAGGACUCGUUGGGUGGAAACAGCAUGACGGCUAUGAUUGCUGCUAUCAGCCCGGCGGAUAUCAAUUUUGACGAGACCCUUAGUACACUGCGAUAUGCGGACAGUGCGAAGAGGAUCAAGAAUCAUGCUGUGGUUAACGAGGAUGCGAACGCUCGGAUGAUCAGGGAGCUGAAGGAAGAGCUGGCGUCUCUGAGGAGUAAGCUCAGUGGAGGUGGUGGUACUACUGAAGAGGUGUAUGCUGAAGGCACACCACUGUCCCAACAGAUGGUCAGUAUUGUGCAGCCGGACGGCACGAUCAAGAAAGUUUCAAAGGCAGAAAUUGCAGAGCAACUUAGCCAGAGCGAAAAGCUGUACACGGACCUCAACCAAACCUGGGAGCAGAAAUUGGCCAAGACGGAAGAGAUUCACAAGGAGCGAGAAGCAGCUUUGGAGGAACUCGGAAUCAGCAUUGAGAAGGGAUUCGUGGGCUUGCAUACGCCGAAGAAGAUGCCGCAUUUGGUGAACUUAUCAGAUGACCCUUUACUGGCUGAAUGUUUGGUCUACAACCUCAAGCCAGGGACAACGACUGUUGGCAACGUCGACGGUGACCACGCUCACAUGGCAGAGAUCCGACUAAACGGUAGCAGAAUCCUUCACGAGCACUGCACAUUCGAAAACGUCGACAACAUCGUCACUCUUGUGCCGAAAGAAGGUGCAGCAGUAAUGGUCAACGGAAAGCGAAUUAUGGAACCAAAACGCUUACGAAGUGGCUAUCGAGUAAUCCUCGGAGACUUCCACAUCUUCCGCUUCAACCACCCCAUGGAAGCGCGAGCAGAACGAGCCGAGCAAAGUUCCCUCCGACACUCCAUCAUCGCCAGCCAAAUGGGAGAUUUCGAAAAAGUCUCACCCUCGCCGAGUCCCCGACCCGGCCACGAGCGAACAUUCAGCAAAGCAGUAUCAGAAGCAGAAUGGGAAGGCAGCCGCCCCGAAUCACCGAUGCCAUUCCAGCGAGGCAGGGACUCCGACUGGUCGUUCGCGCGACGAGAAGCAGCUGGCGCUAUACUCGGCACAGACCAGAAGAUCGCCGGCCUUACAGAUGAGGAGCUCAAUAUCCUGUUCGAGGAUGUGCAACGAGCAAGAGCAGAGCGAGCGGGCCAGAAUGUCGAUGAUGAUUUGGAUUCAAAUACGAGUUAUCCCGUUCGAGAGAAGUAUAUGUCGAAUGGGACCUUGGAUAACUUUUCGUUGGAUACGGCGCUAACGAUGCCAAGUACGCCGAAGCAGGGCGAGGUGGAGGACAAGAUGAGGGAGGUGAGGGAGGAGAUGCAAGUUCAGCUUGACAAGCAGAAGGAGGAGUAUCAGGAUCAACUCAAGUCUGCUGAAGCCGCCAAUGUUGAGGUCGAGGAGAUCAAGAAGGAGAAGGCGAGGAUGGAGGAGAGCUUGAGGGAGGUCAAGGCGGAGAUGAUGAGGCAACUGGAUGCGCAGAGAAAAGAAUUUGAGGAAAAACUGCAGCAGAUGGCGCCGAGGACGGGCUCUUCUGAUGGUCCAAUACCGCUUACCGAGCAGGAGAUUGCUAUUGCAUCGAAAGUCGUCGAGCACUGGCGAGGUCGAAAUUAUGUCAGGAUGGCAGAAGCUAUCUUGCAAUACGCUGCACCCCUGAAAGAAGCCCAGGUCAUGAGCCAAGAGAUGGAUGAGAGCGUCGUCUUCCAAUUUGCCAUCGUCGAUAUUGGGCAUGAUAUAUGCUCAUCAUACGAUAUGGUCUUGAAUGGCAUCUCAGGCGAAGGCGACGAUCUCUUCCUCGAGGAUGCCAAGAAACCCUGUGUCGGCGUUCGAGUUAUCGAUUACCGGAACAGUGUUGUCCAUCUGUGGAGCUUGGAGAAGCUACAAGAUCGUGUCAGGCUUAUGAGGCAGAUGCAUCAGUACAUGGAUCGUCCGGAAUACUUGCAGCAUUUCCGCCUCGACAAUCCUUUUAUGGAGACUUGCAUGCCGCAGUAUACUCAUGUCGGCGACGUUGAUGUGCCCUUGGCCGCUGUUUUCGAAAGCAGAGUCCAAGACUUCAGCUUUGAUGCCUUGUCACCGUAUACAUCCCACGCUAUUGGUAUGAUCAAACUGUCUUUGGAGCCUUCAUCGGCAAGAGCGCCUUCGAGUACACUGAAAUUCAACGUCGUCGUGCACGAGUUGGUUGGCUUUGCCGAGCGAGAGGGAACUGAAGUCCACGCUCAGCUCUUCAUUCCAGGCAUCUCAGAAGAAGGCGGGAUCACGACAACGCAGAUGAUCAAAGACUUCGAUGAGGGACCGAUUCGAUUUGAGAGUGUUCACAGCAUGAGUGUUCCAAUGUUCGGGCCUACCGAUGUCUCACUUCGAGUUGCCAUCUUCGCCAAAGUCUCCUCGAUGCACCUAGACAAGCUGCUCAGCUGGGACGAUAUGCGAGACAGCAUGCCUCGACCUCAAAAGCGCAAGAAUGCGCGGAUCUCGGAAUCUCAGUUCUAUAUGGAAGAGAAGCAUGAUGUCUUUGCAAGGGUACAGAUUCUCGAGCUCGCUGAGAACGGAGACUAUCUUCCUGUAGAAGUCAUCCAGACCACCGAUUUGGACAAGGGAUCAUACCAGCUUCAUCAAGGUCUGCAACGUCGAAUCGUUGUCGACAUGACUCACAGCUCCGGUGAAGCUCUUCCCUGGCAAGACGUCUCCGGUCUUCGAGUAGGGCGAAUUCAACUCGUUGACCACGUUGGUAAGACCCCUGAUCUCGGGUCCCCAACCCCUGAGAUCGCCAUGAAGCUGGUCUCUAAGCCCGCCGUGAAGCAGAACGCCAACGGCACAACAAACAUAACCGUGGUCGGGCAAUGGGACUCUUCAGCGCACGCCUCCCUCCUCCUCGACCGUGUCACAGCCGACAAGUACAAGAUACAGAUGUCACUCCUCUGGGAUGUCAGCUCGCCUAAACUUGCCUCGCCAGUAACCUUCUCUAUCCACCUCUUCUCCCAGAUCCUGUCUCGCUCGUACGUCCGCUCUACAUCGAUGUUUGCUUCGCUGUGGCAGAGCCUAAGAAUCGUGCACUCUACGAGCGGAGUAUUCUCGAUCUCAGUGAGACCGACGCCUGUGAAAAGAGCAGGUGAUCUGUGGCGAAUGAACACGCAGAAUGACUAUGUGAAAGGCGAGGAGGGUCUUACAAAUUGGAGUCCGCGGGGUGUAAGCCUAAUUCGAGAUCAUAUUGCUGCGAAGCGGCGGAAACAUCGACUCGCGGAGAUUGAAGCAGCUCAACCUCUCCUAAACAGAAUCCAAUUCCCUAUACCUUCCGGAGCUUCCGCUCCAGUUAGGAACGGAACUUCUACCCCCCCAGAAGAAGAAACCUCCGAAAAAACGAUUCCAGACCGCGAUAAGCAAUUGCUGGAGAAGUAUUUACAGUUGUGGACCCUCCUCCCUGACCCCAUAAACCGCAUCCUCACGCCCUCAAACACGGAACCCCCCUCCGUUGCACCAUCCACCUCCGCCCCCAUCCCCUCUCGACCCUCGCUCCUCGCGUCCCUCUCGCUCAUCCCAAAGAACCCCACUAUCCUCAAAGGCGGAUAUCUAUUAACGCCAUCUGUGGAUUCAACACGAUGGGUGAGGCGGUUCGUGGAGUUGCGACGGCCGUAUCUGUAUGUGCAUUCUGUGCCUGAUGGGGAAGAAGUUGGCGUUGUUAGUCUGCGGAACUCGCGAGUCGACUCCCGGCCGGAGAUCGCACGACUUCUGCAAAGAAGUGCGAAUGGGACACCACCAAGCGGUGGGGGACAAAGGGGCAGGGCAGGGGAACGGGAUGAGGAGACGGUCUUUGCUGUUUAUGGAACGGAUAACACGUGGCUUUUUAAGGCGAGGAGUGAGAGGGAGAAGGUGGAGUGGAUUUGGAGGGUUGAUCAGAGUUAUUUUGGGAGUGCGAGUGGGUCGGGGAGUGAGUCGCCGCAAUGAGGAAGCCGGAAACGAGGAAGACGAGCAACGCGAGUGCGGUGAGAAGGUGGUGGAAAUGGGGAAAAGAACAAGGAAGAGAUAGCAUGGAUGGUGUUUGGGAUCUUGAAUAAUGGUGCUGUAUGAGUAUGAUACCCAUGUGCACAUAUCUAUCUAUAUACCGUUGGAUUUCUUUUGUUUUAUUAGAUGGGAUCCAGGACUUGAUUGAUCGGUUCGGGUACGCAGCUUGGAUUGAUAGCUAGCUAGCGAAGUGUUGAAUGGAUAUAUUCAUCUUACUGCUUUUGUUUUUGUUGAUCUUUUGUGUGGGUGAUUAGUUGGCAAUUGCAGGGGUUUCCAUUGGAGAUUAUAAAUAACCUCACCGCGCAACAGGGUAGCAAAUUAUCACUCCGAGUAGGUUGAGCGCAAGGCUGCCGAGUGGGAUUCAAAUAUUAUCAGCUCUCGC
Molecule: messenger RNA, 5772 nt
Organism: Hyaloscypha bicolor E
Lineage: Eukaryota; Fungi; Ascomycota; Leotiomycetes; Helotiales; Hyaloscyphaceae
Product: kinesin-domain-containing protein
Exons: 2
Coding region: 435-5333 (1632 amino acids)
Biological process (GO): microtubule-based movement; cytoskeleton-dependent intracellular transport
Cellular component (GO): microtubule; kinesin complex
Molecular function (GO): ATP binding; ATP hydrolysis activity; microtubule motor activity
Source: RefSeq, a predicted model, not a curated record